Molecule: messenger RNA, 2392 nt
Organism: Thalassophryne amazonica
Lineage: Eukaryota; Metazoa; Chordata; Actinopteri; Batrachoidiformes; Batrachoididae
Product: interferon-induced helicase C domain-containing protein 1-like
Exons: 14
Coding region: 153-2342 (729 amino acids)
Biological process (GO): response to virus; positive regulation of interferon-beta production; innate immune response
Cellular component (GO): cytoplasm
Molecular function (GO): double-stranded RNA binding; ATP binding; single-stranded RNA binding
Source: RefSeq, a predicted model, not a curated record
GUGUCUUCAACCGAAAUGAACAUCCAGCAACUGAAGUUGCCACAAAUGAGCAGUCAGCUGGCGAUGAAAAUUCUGAUAAUCCGGAGAGCUUGGUGAGCAACUUGACCGAUUGGACUCUGGAUGAAAGCACAGACAUAUACAAUGAAGAAAGCAUGGAAUCCAGUCAAGCAUCAUUUGAUUUGGAGUCCUUACAAUCAGAAAAAAGUGGCUCAGGAGCAACAGCAGGAGGCCCGGAAACAGCUGACAUUGUUCUGCGAGACUAUCAGAUGGAAGUGGCUGGACCCGCCUUGGAGGGGAAAAACAUCAUCAUAUGCCUCCCCACAGGAAGUGGUAAAACCAGAGUCGCGGUGUAUGUUGCCAAAAAACAUCUGGACUGCAUGAGAGAGGAGGGGCGAUUGGGGAAAGUCGUUGUCCUCGUGAACAAGGUGCCUCUGGUUGACCAACAUUAUAGGACAGAGUUCGGGAAAUUUCUGAAGCACAAAUAUAAAGUGGAGCGAGUCAGUGGAGACUCCCAGCUCAAAAUCUCUUUUACUGAGGUUGUGAAGAAAAAUGAUGUCAUUAUUUGCACUGCCAAGAUUCUGGAGAACUACCUGGAGAGGUCUAACAAAGGAGAAGACGAAGGGGUUGACCUCAAAGAUCUGUCCCUGAUUAUAAUAGACGAGUGUCACCACACUCAAAAGGGCGAGGUUUACAACCAGAUCAUGAUGCGCUACCUGAAGCAGAAGCUCAAGAACGAAAAGCUGAAGAAGGAGCAGAAGGAAACCAUACCCCUACCUCAAAUACUGGGUCUGACCGCCUCACCGGGUGUUGGUAAAGCCACUGUAUUGGCGAAAGCAGAAGAUUACAUUCUACGGAUUUGUGCAAAUUUGGACGCUUACAAAAUCAUGUCAUGGGGCCUUGGAGAUGAGAAAAGGGAACCGUACAAAACAAUUGCACUUGUUGAAUACAGAAAGCAGGAUCCCUUUGGGGAUGUAAUCAAGACAAUCAUGGAUGCUAUUCAUGUUCACGCUGAGCUGAACCCCACCUCUGACCUCGGCUCUCAGAACUAUGAGCAGUGGGUGAUUCAAGAAGAGCGAAACGCUGCAAAAGAAGAAAAUCAGAAGGUGAGGGUUUGCGCAGAGCAUCUUCGACAGUACAAUGAGGGCCUACUGCUACAUGACACCAUUCGCAUGAGUGACGCCUUCAGUUUCCUCAACAAAUAUCAUGAGGAAGAGAUGAAGAAAAAAGCAUCCCCAAACGAUGAAGAGGCCAUACAAAUCACAGACACUGAGAGAUUUCUCUUCAACUUGUUCAGAGAUAAGAAAGAAGAGCUGCUGAAGCUUGCGGAAAACCCUGAGCAUGAAAAUAAAAGCCUGUCAGAGCUAAGAGCAAAGAUUCUGUAUGAGUUCAGCUCCAGGGAGGAAGCUAGGGGGAUCAUUUUCACCAAGACACGGCGCAGUGCCAUUGCUUUGAGUCAGUGGAUUCAAGAUAACUCAAAGUUUGCAGACAUUGGAGUGAAAGCUUCAUUCUUCAUUGGAGCAGGAGACCAGAGUGGCGUCAAACCAAUGACAUCUACAGAGCAAAAGGAAGUGCUGAAUAAAUUUCACCAUGGGGAAAUCAACGUGCUGAUUGCUACUACAGUAGCCGAAGAAGGUUUGGACAUACCUGCGUGCAACUUUGUUAUUCGAUACGGCCUUGUGACCAAUGAGACUGCUAUGAUUCAGGCUGAAGGCCGAGGACGAGCUGAGAACAGCAGUUACACUGUGGUGGACGUGCAGGGAUCCGGAGUGGCUGAAAAAGAAAGCGUCAACGAGUACCGCAAGAACAUGAUGCACAAAGCCAUUCAUAAGAUCAUGAGUUUAAAUCAUGACAAUUACAACAAACGGAUCAAGGAGUAUCAGUAUCAGGCUGUAAUGGAGGACAGAGUGAAAAAGAUGAAGAUGAAGCAGAAAAGCAUAAAGAACGCAAGCCCAUCUGAAGUGGAGUUUCGGUGCCGAGGCUGCAGCAAAUAUGUCUGCAGCGGUGAAGACGUCCAAAUCAUCGAAAGCAUGCAUAGAGUCAAUGUUUCCACAGAGUUUAGUGAACUUUUCAUUCGGAGAGAAAACACUUCUCUUCGAGAUAGAGGCUUGGAUUAUGAGACCAAUGGUUUCUUUGCAUGUAAAGACUGUGGGCAGAAUUGGGGUUCCAUGAUGCAGUACCGUGGGAUUGAGUGUCCCUGCCUCCAUGUGAAAAACUUUGUGGUGACAUGCAAUGGAAAGAAGAUCAGCAAAUGCACCAAGUGGAAUGAGCUUGCAGUCAAGUUUACUGACUUUGACUAUGCAAGCUGGGUGUCUCAAAACCCAGAGGAUGAAGAUACAGAAUGAGCCAGAAGGGCAUUUGAUGGAGUGUACUGUAUCUCCACCCAGAUUCAAAA